AUGACGUGGAUUUACAAAAUAAAGCGGGACGCUCUGGGAAAUGUGGAGCGGUACAAGUCCCGGUUGUUGCCGAAAGAGUACCUGCAAAAGCAGGGAAUCGACUUCGAGGAAGUCUUCGCCCUGGUGAGCAAGCACACCACAUUGCGUGCAUUAUUGGUGGUGGUCGCGGAGCGCGACUUCGAGCUGCACCAGCUAGACGUCAAGACGGCAAUCCUCAAUGGGGAGCUGAAGGAGGAGAUCCACAUGCAGCAGCCACAAGGUUACAAGCAAGGCGGGCCAACAUGUAAGUGCGUGGGGAGCCUGUUGCACAUGAGUGUGUGCACUCGGCCCGACAUUGCACAAGCAUUGGGCGCGCUUGCGCGCCAUAUGGCGGGGCUGACGGAGGAGCAUUGGCGGGCGGCGCUUCGAGUUGUGCGCUACCUAGCGGGUAUAUCGAAUGACGGGGUAACCUUUCGGGGGAGCGGAGAGACUCUGAUCGCUUAUUGCAACGCGAUUACGCGGGUGACGUGGACACGAAGCGGUCCACAACGGGAUACGCUUCCGGAUAUAUGGGGGGGCGGUGAGCUGGUCGAGCAGGCUGCAGCCAACGGUGGCGGCCUCGAGGCGGAAAACAUGAGAGCAGCGAAAGCGGUGAAGGAGGCGUUGUGGUUCUGCAAGCUUGGGGAAGAUCUUGAGUUGGACCUCGGGACGGUCCAGAUCUACUGCGACUACCAAGGGGCAAUACGGCUCCUCAAGCACCCAAUUGCUUCAUACCGGUCGAAGCACUUUGACGAAAUUCAUCACUUUGCAUGGGAGCGUGUGGCACGCAAGAAGGUCGCGUUCGCGUAUUGCAAAACGGAGGACGUGAAGGCGGACAUCAUGACCAAGGCGUUGGCACCAGGGAAUUUCAAGAUGUGCAUAUAG
This is a messenger RNA of Klebsormidium nitens, 903 nucleotides long. The record is from the annotation of a GenBank genome assembly. Lineage: Eukaryota; Viridiplantae; Streptophyta; Klebsormidiophyceae; Klebsormidiales; Klebsormidiaceae.